Messenger RNA from Syngnathus typhle (broad-nosed pipefish), 4930 nucleotides. It is a transcript of the gene ipo8, whose product is annotated as importin 8. Gene Ontology annotation, molecular function: small GTPase binding. Lineage: Eukaryota; Metazoa; Chordata; Actinopteri; Syngnathiformes; Syngnathidae. The record is from RefSeq and is a predicted model, not a curated record. Gene Ontology annotation, cellular component: nuclear envelope; cytosol. Gene Ontology annotation, biological process: protein import into nucleus. Bases 294 to 3338 code for a protein of 1014 amino acids. The transcript is spliced from 25 exons.
CUCAUUUAGUUUACGUUUACGCCCUCCAUCCGCUGCUCAGCGGCAGUCUUCGUUUUAAAAGAUUGAUGGAAUUUGAAAACUGACCGAUAAUUCUUCCGCUGGAGAGCCUCUUUCACUGUCUGAUAUUCAGCAGUGGUCCUCACCAAAAUAAGUAUUUAAUCUUUGAUUUUGUGUCAAAUUCAGUCACCGCCCGGGCGUCAUUCAUGUGCGUCCACAACGGCCUUAAAAAACAAGUGAGCAGUGUUAAUGGUAUUUGCAUGUAGUGCAUUUAGAGGGACACGUGAAUUGGAGUAAUGGAUCCCAACAGGAUAAUUCAAGCUCUGAGAGGGACUAUCGAUCCUAAUCUGAGAAGAGCGGCUGAAGAUGAACUCAAUCAGUCCUACAAGAUCAUCAACUUUGCACCAACUCUGCUUCAGAUCAUUGCAUCAGAGCAGGUGGAGUUUCCAGUUCGGCAGGCAGCGGCUAUCUAUCUGAAGAACAUGAUUGGCCGGUAUUGGCAGGACAGGGAGCCAUCUCUGGGAAAAGUUGCCUUCCCUUUCAAUAUUCAUGAAAACGACCGCCAACAGAUACGAAACCACAUUGUGGAGGGCGUCAUCCGAUGUCCUGACACCAUACGCGCCCAGCUGACGAUGUGUCUUCGAAUGAUCAUCAAACACGACUUCCCAGGACGUUGGACUGCAAUAGUGGACAAGAUAAAUUUGUACUUACAGUCGAACAACAGUGGCAGCUGGUACGGCAGCCUGCUGGCUCUCUACCAACUCGUCAAAACCUACGAGUACAGGAAGGCAGAUGAGAGGGAGCCAUUGCUUGCAGCCAUGCAAAUAUUUCUACCGAGGAUUCAACAGCUUAUCAUCCAGUUGCUGAAUGAUGCCACAGUUUUCUCAGUCCUCAUUCAAAAACAGAUCCUUAAAAUCUUCCAUUCCCUCAUACAGAACUCGCUUCCUCUCCAGCUGAUCAACAAUACGGUGAUGACUCAAUGGAUGGAAGUCCUUCGAGCCAUAAUGGACCGUGAUGUUCCCGCUGAAACUUUGGAGCUGGAUGAGGAUGACCGUCCUGAGUUAUCAUGGUGGAAGUGCAAGAAAUGGGCACUGCGUGCCAUUACAAAGCUGUUCAAGCGAUAUGGAAGCCCAGGCAAAGUGGCAAAAGAGUACUUUGAAUUUGCGGAUUUUUUCUUGAAGACUUAUGCUGUGGGUUUACAGCAAGUCUUGUUGAAGGUUGUGGAUCAUUACAGACAGAAGGAGUAUGUUACUCCUUGUGUUCUCCAGCAGUGUCUCAACUACCUCAACCAGGGACUUUCCCAUUCUCUGACAUGGAAACAGAUGAAGCCUCACAUGCAGACUAUUUGUCAGGAGGUGAUCUUUCCUCUCAUGUGUUACAAAGAUGAGGACGAGCGGCUAUGGCAAGAAGAUCCAUUUGAAUACAUCCGCAUGAAGUUUUACCUUUAUGACGAUAGUGCCCUUCCCACCACUGCUGCUCAGAGCCUUUUGUGCAAUGCUGCACGGAAGAGAAAGGAGGUCCUGCCUCAAAUGAUGGCGUUCUGCCACCGGAUUUUGAUGGAUCCCACAUCUGACCCCCGAAGGACAGAUGGAGCACUACACUGUAUUGGAGCACUUGCUGAGCUACUACUUAAGAAGCGUCUUUACGUGGAUCAGAUGGAGUUGAUGCUACAAAACUAUGUUUUCCCUUUGCUCAACUCUCGAUUGUGUUACUUGCGAGCUAGGUCAUGCUGGGUCCUCCACUGCUUCAGUCAGCUGCAUUUCCACAAUGUGAUGGCUUUGCGGAAUGCCGUGGAGUUGGUCAAGAAGGACCUGGUUGAUGACAAUGAGAUGCCAGUCAAGGUGGAGGCUGCCAUUGCUUUACAAAUGUUGGUCAGCAAUCAGGAAGAGGCAAAACUGUACAUCCGGCCACACAUUCGACCUGUUAUGCAACAGCUGCUCCAUGUGGUGAAAGAGACGGAGAAUGAUGAUUUGACCAAUGUCAUUCAGAAGAUGAUCUGCGAGUACAAUGAAGAAGUUGCAGUAAUUGCUGUUGACAUGACACGGAAUCUGGCAGAGAUCUUUACCAGGGUUCUUCAGAGUGAGGAAUACGAGGAGAAUGAGGACAAGACAGUCAUCGCCCUUGGAAUUCUCAGCACCAUCGACACCAUUUUGACAGUUAUGGAGGACCACAAGGAGAUCACUCAACAGCUGGAGGACAUCUGUUUGCAAGUGAUUGGCCUGGUCUUGCAGAAACCUAUCAUAGAGUUCUAUGAGGAGAUUCUGUCUUUGGCAUUCGGACUCACCUGCCAGACCAUCUCCCCGCAGAUGUGGCAGCUGCUGAGCGUCUUGUAUGAGGUCUUUCAGCAUGACUGGUUUGACUACUUCACUGAUAUGAUGCCACUUUUGCAUAACUACGUCACCGUGGAUACAGACGUCUUCCUAUCCAACCCCAAGAACUUGGAAAUCAUCUACAGCAUGUGCAAAAAGGUGUUGACCACAGAUUCAGGUGAAGAAGCAGAGUGUCACGCUGCUAAACUGCUGGAGGUGAUCAUAUUGCAAUGUAAAGGCAGAGGGAUUGAUCAGUGUAUCCCUCUGUUCGUGGAGGCUGCGCUGGAGCGUUUGACACGUGGCGUUAAGUCCAACAAGCUUCGGAUCAUGUGCCUGGAAGUGGCCAUCGCUGCUCUUUACUAUAGCCCGGCCAUUCUUAUGCACACUUUGGAAAACGCACACUUCUCCCAGAACCCACAGACGAUUACUGCCCACUUCAUCAACCAGUGGAUGAACGACACUGAAUACUUCCUUGGGAUCCAUGACCGUAAGAUGUGCAUCAUUGGCCUGACAGUGCUGAUGGAGCUUCCGAGCCGUCCGGCGGCUCUGGAGGCUGUUGCCACUCAAAUCCUUCCUUCUGUACUGCUCCUCUUCUUGGGCCUCAAGCACCUUUCUGCUUCCCAUCACAUCAACAAACCUGACCUGCUGGCAAACACGAGGACUUUGGAUGAAGAUAAAAAUGAGGAGAUUCCCAGUGAUGAGGAUGAAGUGAAUGAAAAAUGCAGUAUGAUGCCGCUGGAGUCUAGUGUGCCAAUGGGCCUAGGAGACGAGAGUAAUGAUGAAGAUGACUACUGGGAUGAUGAUGAUUGCUUCGAAGGAACGCCUCUCGAAGAAUACAGCACACCGCUUGACUAUGACAAUGGAGAAGAUGAAUAUCUGUUCUUUGCAUCUUCCCUGCUAAGAAUCCAGAAUACAGAUAUGGCUUGGUACCAGUGUUUGACUGCACCCCUCAGUGAUGACCAGAAAACACAGCUCCAGGAGAUUUACAGCAUCUCACAGCAGAGGAGGAGUACCGCAUCCAAAGGCCAGUGAGUGCCAAUGAGGAUUCUAAAGAAGAUAUUAUAUGAACUGACUAAAUGAAUUGGAACUUUGACCCCCCCCCCAUUUGAGACAUUGUGCAAUUCUUAUAGUCCCUACUAUAGUAUCCACUACGGCAGACUGUUUUUAAAUUUCUUGACAUAAAAAGUAGUGGUAAAAUUCUUACUGUUAGUAAACUGCAACGUGUGCCUGUUAGUGGUUCUCUAAGAAAAAACAUACCAUAUUGGCCCGAAUAUAAGACGACCCCGAUUCUAAGACGACUCCCUCUUUUUCAUGACUCAAGUUUGAAAAAAGACAUUUUGAACACCAAAUUUAAUUUUUAUACAGAAAAUAAUUACAUCUGAAACAAAUAAUUAUAACAAUAUAUUCGAGAGAAAAAGCUUGUUAUUUUGCCUCAUUCAAAUCAUGCAAAAACUGUCUAUCACAUCUUAAUAUCUGAACAUUUAAAUAUGUAAACUAAAGUGCAAUCGCAUUUGUAAAUGUCUGGCUUCUGGUUUUUGAAACUGCUGCUCACUGCUCCCCUCUCCCCCAGGGGAUGGAUCAAAAUCACACGGGGAUGGGUUAAAUGCAGAGGACAAAUUUCACAACACCCAGAUGUGUGUGUGACGAUCAUUGGGACUUUAACUUUAACUUUUAAAUAAACCAAUCUACUGUGAUAAAACAACAACAUUGCAAUAACUGCAUUACCCUUCAAAGUGAAGUCUUGAAACAAAUCUGAAUAAGGAAAAACAUUGCAAUAAAAUAAUGCAAAUUGCUACCGCUAUUGUUGGGAAGCCUGAGGACUGUAUCGGGGGUUGGCUCGGAUGGUUAUGCCACCGGGUGUCGGUCAGAACACAGGAGGGAAGACGUGGUUCAGUUUUGAUUGCUUUACUGAAUUAUUGCCAAAAAACAUAAAAUAAAUAACCAUAAAUUAAAUACUCUCGGCAACACACCAAACAUAAGUCAUCGAUCGAGACAACAAAAUACAUUUGCUGCCGACCGUUAGUCGCCGUCCCGCUGCGUAACAGCUACUUGUACGAUGCGAGGUAAACUUAAAGGAGCGCGCCGGAGCUGUCAAUCAAACGGCGCACACGAAGCAAACCGCGAUCGGACAAACGGCACAACAGUGGAUAGUAGUAACAAUAAAAUGUAUGUACUCAUUUUGUGUCAAACACGCGCACGAUCACAGCAAGAUACUCAGUCGAUACCAGCAACGUUUAACUUACCGCUGCGCACAAGUGAAAAUAGGUAUAAUGCCUAGACCCCGAAUAUAAGACGACCCCCACUUCUUAGUCUUAUUUCAAUGCAAAAAACAUUGUCUUGUAUUCGGGCCAAAACGGUAUGUGUUUUGUGUAAUAUGUGUAAUAUAAUCUCUAAUUCACUGUCGUAGCAAAGAAUUUCAUCAGAUGGAGUUCGAGCUAUACAUUUUUUGGUCCAGGUGCUGGGUUUAGAACAAGCUCAAUUGUCAUUUACUUUUGAUAUACUGUCUACAAUCCAACAAUUGUGUCACAAAGAAGAAAAAAAAGCUUGGCUUGGAUUUCCUUGUUUUAUGUCCUGAAAUGUUUUACUGAAACGAUUUUGAGAAUCAUAAAAAUCAUAACAUCUCA